AUGAGUCCCAUCAAGCGAGUGACCUUGUUCAAGAUCCCGAAUGAAGCCGAUCAGGACGCUAUCCUCGAGCAAUACAAAACCGUCAAACAAAACGCUCUAAAGGACGGUAAACCAUAUAUCCUUUCCGUCAGCGCCGGGAAAACUAUUGCGAAAGAUGACCCUAGGAGCAAAGGCUUCAACCUUUUCGCUAUCAGUGUGUUCGCGAGCAUUGAAGAUAUGAAUUUCUAUGACACCGAAUGCGGCGCUCAUAAGGCCUUAAAGACUGUUGCUGCAGGGAAAAUCGAGGAUAUCAUGACGGUUUAUACAGAGAGCGUUACUGAGGACUGA
This is a messenger RNA of Orbilia oligospora ATCC 24927, 327 nucleotides long. RefSeq lists its product as uncharacterized. The coding region runs from base 1 to 327 and encodes 108 amino acids. The transcript has 2 exons. Lineage: Eukaryota; Fungi; Ascomycota; Orbiliomycetes; Orbiliales; Orbiliaceae. The record is from RefSeq and is a predicted model, not a curated record.